GUGUGUGCGGAGGCGGGCGCGCGGCGGAGCUCGGCGGGGCGGCCGCCGGUGCGGUCCCGGCUUCGCCGAGCCUUCAGGAGGCCGCGGGUUCCCGGCAUGGGGCUGCUGACCGAGCUGGCCCGCGGGCUGGUGCGGGGCGCCGACCGCAUGUCCCCGUUCACCAGCAAGCGCGGCCCCCGGAGCUACAACAGGGGCCGAGGGGCCAAGAAGCUGGGCGUGCUCACCUCCAGCAAGAAGUUCAUCCUUAUCAAGGAGAUGGUGCCCGAGUUCGUCGUCCCCGACCUGGAGGGCUUCAAGCUCAAGCCCUACGUCUCGUACCGUGCCCCCGAGGGCUCCGAACCGCCUAUGACAGCCAAGCAGCUCUUCACCGAGGUGGUGGCUCCCCGCAUCGAGAAGGACGUGAAGGAGGGCACUUUUGACCCCAACAACCUGGAGAAGUACGGCUUCGAGCCGACGCAGGAGGGCAAGCUCUUCCAGCUCUUCCCCAAGAACUACGUGCGGUAGGGAGCAAACAGCAGGGCUCCUGGGGCCGUGCAUCGCCACUGUAUGAGAUGCGGCCCGCGCCAGCAAACGCGGGACGGUUUCUGUCGCUGGCAAUGAAAAGCAAAUCCUUCCGCUUA
Harpia harpyja (harpy eagle) is the source of this 620-nucleotide messenger RNA. It is a transcript of the gene MRPL41, whose product is annotated as mitochondrial ribosomal protein L41. Gene Ontology annotation, molecular function: structural constituent of ribosome. Lineage: Eukaryota; Metazoa; Chordata; Aves; Accipitriformes; Accipitridae. The coding region runs from base 97 to 504 and encodes 135 amino acids. The record is from RefSeq and is a predicted model, not a curated record. The transcript has a single exon. Gene Ontology annotation, cellular component: mitochondrial large ribosomal subunit. Gene Ontology annotation, biological process: translation.